This is a messenger RNA of Hippocampus comes (tiger tail seahorse), 2752 nucleotides long. It is a transcript of the gene mettl13, whose product is annotated as methyltransferase 13, eEF1A lysine and N-terminal methyltransferase. Lineage: Eukaryota; Metazoa; Chordata; Actinopteri; Syngnathiformes; Syngnathidae. The transcript is spliced from 9 exons. The record is from RefSeq and is a predicted model, not a curated record.
GCUUGUCAAGUACUAACCAAUCCGUGAGCGUUUUUGAAAUUUUAUCCAAUCAACUAGCCGUACGUCUUGUAAUGUAGUCCGAGCUAAACAUUGCCAUGAGGGUAGCAGAGGUCUGGUUGCAUGAUCUGUGUGCACAAUAUUUUUAAAAAUCGAUUUAGGUAAAACAAACAAUGAGUUUAUUACCUCGAACUGCCGAGGAGUUCAGCUCAGCUGAGUAUUGGGAGAGAUUUUUUAAGAAACGCGGAGAGAAGUCAUUCGAGUGGUACGGAGACUACAACAAACUAUGCGGCGUGCUGCACAAGUACAUCAAAAUGCAAGACAAGGUGCUGGUGGUGGGCUGCGGAAACUCUGAGUUGAGCGAGCAGCUUCACGACGUGGGCUACAAGCACCUGACCAACAUUGACAUCAGUGAGACUGUGGUGUCGCACAUGAACCAGCGCAAUGCCGAGCGGCGGCCUGACCUCAAGUUCCAGCAAGUGGACGCAACCCAGAUGCCGUACCAGGAUGCUUGCUACCAGGCCGCUCUGGACAAAGGCACCCUGGAUGCAAUGGCGUCAGAGGAAGGAGGAGAUCUGGCGAGGAAUAUGCUCACUGAGGUGGGCCGUGUACUCAGCGUAGGCGGAAGGUACGUGUGUAUCACACUGGCUCAGGAGAGUGUGAUCCGCCUGGCCGUGGAGCACUUUGUUCAGCUGGGCUGGGCUGUAAGGCUUCACUGCCUGCAGGAAGAAACCAGCGCCGAGGAGGACGAAGACUCAUUUGCUCUCCCCGUUUUCGUCCUGGUCUGCACAAAAUUCCGCCAGCCCAUGCCAACGCCCAUUCUGGAGUUUUGCCUUGGUGAAGAUGGCGCCCUGAACCGUCUGGCGCUGGCGGCCGACUUGCUGGCGGCCGUGCGAGAACGGCAGGCCUAUUCUGUCCUAAGGAAGAGGUUGCGAACCCGCACGGAUGCCGACGCCGACUCGUCGCUGACACUUUGCCACGCAAAGACCGGCCUGCCCAGAUACACUCUCACGGUACAGGAUUCACCGCCAACCGCCAAGGUGCCAAGGUUCAACCGGUUUGCCAUAUUCAUUGUGCCCCAAGGCAGUGAGACAGCAUGGCUCUACAGCUCCAGCGAGGGCCGGCGGCAACUGGCAGCCAGCGCCAACUUCCGCCGCCUGGUUAUCGUGGCCAUGCACAGGAAUCAAGAGUAUGCCGACAUGCAGGCCGUCCAGUCGGAACUCUCGCCCAUGGUGAUGGACCUGGCCCCACCGGGAAUGCCAGACAAUCAGCAGGUUCCGUUUCUGUCAGUGGGUGGCGACCUGGGUUGGCGAGAGGAGGUCAGCAGGGGUGUGAGCGAGCACAGCGGUGAAUUCUGUGUGGAGAACGUCAGAGGGGAGGACGGCGAGCUGUACCGCAGAUUGGUGUUCCUGUCCAACGCGGCUCUGGUGCAGUCCGAGAGUCGUCUCGUCUCCGCCAAUAGCACAUCAAGUCAUAAGAAGAAGAAUAAAAAGAAAAUCAAACAGCCGCCAUCGUCCUCCCUGUCGGUGCACAGCGGCUUCCUCUGCUGUGCCCACCCCGCAAAAAAUUUGUCUGUUUGUGCUCUCUUGACUUGUCUUAUGGGCACCCCUUAACCCUUUCUCUCCCCUCCUUAAGAUGCCAUGGUGUCAGUGCUGGUGAUUGGACUCGGUGGAGGAGGCCUGCCCCAGUUUCUGCGAGACUUUGUACCCGGUGUGUCUGUGGAGGUGGUGGAGCUGGAUCCCGUGGUGCUGGAGGUGGCCAAAGAGUGGUUCCACUUUCGACCCGACGAUCACCUGACCGUUACGCUUGGGGAUGGCCUUGAACGUAUCUGCACCCUGGAGAAAGACGGUGGUCGUUUAUUUGACGCCAUCAUGUUCGAUGUGGACAAUAAGGACAGCACAUUGGGUAUGAGCUGUCCACCUGCCGCAUUUGUCGAAAGCUCCAUCCUGCACAAAGUCAGCAGCCUCCUCACCCCUAGAGGCAUUUUUAUACUCAACCUGGUGUGCCGCGACUCCGCCUUGAGGAAAGACGUGCUGGAGCGUGUGAGUGGCGUGUUCCCUGCCAUCCUCUCGCGAAAGAUCGACGGGGAAGUGAAUGAGGUGCUCCUCUGUCGCCGCCAAGGCGAAGGCAUCGGCGUCCUACCGUCGCUGAAGCAAGCGGGUCACGAUCUGCAGAGAGCCCUGCACUCUGGCGUGACCCGCAGCCCGAAAAUAGACAUUGCUGAGUUGUUGAAAGACAUGAAAGUGGUGUGAGGGUGACUGGGACUCAAAGCAGAGUCGGUGAAUCCACAGUGACAAAACGCUAAUGCCAAAUAAUAAGAAACAUUUAGUUUUCAUAAAUAUUGUGCGGUGAGGACUAAAAUGGCCUCGGAUGUCACUUUUUUCACAUUUCAUUAUGCUAGUGCCUUUUUCCAAAAAGGAAUACUUUCAUUUUUUUUCUUCUUAAAAUUCUAGAUGCAAUACCGCAUAAGGAGAACAUGACGAAGUUUAACACUUACAAAUUUAUUUAGAUGUAUAGAUAAAAAAAAAAAAAGCUAAUAAUUCACGCCCAUAACUAUUCACUGCCAAUGCUCAGUCCUAUAUUUGGCAGCAAUAGCUGCCUCCUGACAAGUUUUCAAAGUUGUUAAAAAUAAAGACAAAAAGAAGAAACCACAUUUAAUGAAUCUGGAAAGUAUUUGCAGCAAUUUUAGUUUUGUAGUUUUUAUUCCAAACGGAAUAAAUUAUACAUUGUAAAGGCAAGACUCAUAUUAAAUUUU